Phaedon cochleariae (mustard beetle) is the source of this 1245-nucleotide messenger RNA. The record is from the annotation of a GenBank genome assembly. Lineage: Eukaryota; Metazoa; Arthropoda; Insecta; Coleoptera; Chrysomelidae.
UUCAUUUUGAGGAAAGGAAAUGAAAUUUGCAAUUAUCAAUUGAAUUAUAUAUAGCUGCUGAACGAUACAGCUGGAAUAUAGGUCAUCGCCAUCAUGAUCACAAAACUCGAUGCAUACCAACAGAGGAUAUCAUUUCGAACUGAGUGUCCACAUCAGUCAACAGUCAGUGAACUUCGAGGUCUACGAUGUUAUUCGAAGAAUAUUGGCCCUAUUUUGUGGUUGGAUUAUUUUUGUAUGUGACAGUGAGGGUUAGUUACGUUUUCUACAAAGGGCUUCAAAAGAGGAAUAUGGGGCUGGACAAGAAGAACGAAGAUUUUGGGAAGCUCAACCGCACGAAUCAAGUUAACGAUGUAGAUAUGGACAAAGACAGCUCCUCUGAGGAAGAUGGAAUUAUACCUGCACUUCCAAGCGACUUGAAGCAUAUACCAUUCAAUUUUGAAAAAAUACCAGAAGAAAUAGCCAUAGCAAAAUCCGAAGAAUUUUUCGAAAUGAUGAAUAAAAGGAGAACCGUGCGACAAUUCAGCAAACAACCUGUUCCACUUGAAAUAAUCCAUAACAUCAUAAAAACAGCAGGCACAGCCCCAAGCGGUGCUCACACAGAACCAUGGACCUACGUGCUGGUGUCUUCUCCACAGACCAAACAAACCAUCAGAGAGAUCAUCGAGGAAGAAGAGGAGAUCAACUAUACGAGGCGCAUGGGAAAAGUGUGGACGACGGACCUGAAGCCUCUGAGGACCAACUGGGUGAAAGAAUAUUUGACGGACGCACCGUAUCUUAUCCUGGUGUUCAGGCAAACUUACAGCUUGAGGGACAAUGGGAACAAGAAAUUGCAUUAUUAUAACGAACAGAGCGUUUCGAUUGCAACUGGAUUUCUCUUAGCAGCUAUUCAGUAUGCAGGUUUGGUGUCUCUAACUUCAACCCCUCUGAACUGUGGUCCAGCUCUAAGAACCUUAUUGGAAAGGCCCACUAACGAAAAAUUAGCGCUUCUUCUACCUGUGGGAUACCCUGCUGACGAUUGUUUGGUUCCAGACUUAUAUCGGAAAUCCUUAAAGGAAAUAUUGGUGGAAUUCUAGUGUAGGGAAAUUUGUAAUGUGUUUCAUUGAUUAUAGCUAGGUAAACUUUAUCCAAAAUCGAUUCCCACUAAGCAUAUUUAGAAGCUAUGUUGAUGCAAGGUUGUAGCAAUUCCUUAAACGGACGUUCAGCAAUAUAGCAAAUGUGAAAUUGUAAAUGUAACGUUCCAGCAAU